CAGGGAUUCCCGACGGAAGUUGCAAUGGACACGUACAUCGCAAACGCCACCCUAACAUCCGCUUCCGGAACGCAACUGGCAGUCAUCUUUAACAAAGCUCCGGAAAAUGGUUCGGUGCCGAGGGACCUGUCUUACACGGUGCGCUUCAACAGCACCGUUUAACUUCUACACGGGCGACCGGUAUCCCCUAUUGAAAACUCCGGGGCCCCGGGAAGACCUCUCCGAUUUGUACAGACAAAUACUUUGGGGCCUUCAAGACAAGAUGUUUAAAAAGCACGUCGACCUGCUCAUCAAUGACCGGAAACUAGCGAAGAAGCCUCCCAAGAUUAUGAUGAACCGGUUUCCCUAUCCCGAAUACAACGACGACUCCCACUUCGUCGUCUUGUCGCGCCUGAUCGCCAUGUUUGUCGUAUAUGGCUAUCUUGUGUUUUCCCCCAUCUACGUGAGGAGGGUCAUCACGGAAAAGUCCAGUCGUGUCCGGGAGCUGAUGCGCAUGAUGGGACUGACCGACUGGGUUUACUGGAUCGGCACGUUUGCCAGUGGCUUUCUCGUGAUGGCCGUGACGUCUGUCAUCAGCCUCGUGCUGUUCAAGAUCGAAGUGGCGCCCUUGGCUGCAGUGUUGCUGUACAGCGACUUCUCCCUCCUUCUCUUCAUCAUGCUGCUCUACGCCACGGGAGCCAUACUGUUCCUGUUGCUGUUCACCAUAAUCUUCAACAACGCGGUGGUCGGCGUCAUCUUCUCCACCGUGGGCUGGGUGCUGAGCUACAGCCUGCCGACGACGCUUUUGGACCCGCUGGGUCAGGACAACUACAUGGUCAUCGGCCGCUCGGUCAAACUGGCCACCUCCCUGUUCCCCAACUGUGGGCUCUACUGGUGCUACAGGCUCAUCUCGUACUUCGAAGGACAGGGGAUUGGUGCCUCUUGGACCAAUAUAAAUAAUCAGGCGGUGCCCUCCGACAAUGUCACCCUCCUGGAAAUUAUGCUGGUCAUGAUCGGCUCCGUCUUCAUCUACGGCCUGCUGUUGUGGUACCUAGACAAUGUGUGGCCUUACCAGUAUGGCAUUCCGAAGCACCCCCUGUACUUCUUGCAGAAAUCAUAUUGGUACUCGUCUACCGACUACGACAGCGGCAGCGAUAUGGAAGCUGUGGACGACACUUCGCCCGACGUCUUUGAGGCGCCUCCGCACAACGUUGAGACCACCAUUUCGUUGUCGCACGUCACCAAGAUGUUCCGUGGCACCAACAAGAAGGCAGUUGACAACCUUUCCCUCAAGAUCUACGACGGGCAAAUCACCGUCCUGCUUGGCCAUAACGGCGCUGGGAAGACGACAACCAUGAACAUGAUCACUGGCCUGUUUCCACCAACGGAGGGACGGGUUAAGAUCAAGGGCUACAACAUCCUGACUCAGACAAAGAAAGCCCGCGAAAACUUCGGCCUGUGUCCUCAGCACAAUGUCCUCUUUGACGAGAUGACAGUAGAAGAGCACCUCUACUUCUUUUACAGUCUCAAGAGCAGUCCCGAAAUUGCCUGGAAGGAGCACAUUGACACAAUCCUGUCAAAUCUCGAGCUGUCCGACAAGCGACGGACGCUCGCCAAGGGCCUUUCUGGAGGCAUGAAGCGGAAGCUCUCCCUGGCGAACUCCAUGAUCGGAGGUUCCAAGAUCCUCAUUUUGGACGAGCCGACGGCAGGGAUGGAUCCGCAAGCUCGUCGUGCGGUCUGGACGCUUCUCCAGGAGCUCAGGCGGGAGAAAACGAUCCUCUUGACGACGCACUACAUGGAGGAGGCGGAUGCGCUGGGGGACAGAAUCGCGUUUGUGGCCGGAGGGAAGCUGCAGUGCUGCGGAUCACCCAUCUUCCUGAAAAAGAAAUUCGGAACGGGGUACCGCAUGCGGAUAGCCAAGGCACAUCCCUGCGACCUUGAGGCCUUGACCCAACGGAUCACGGGGACAGUCGUGUCCAGCCACAUGACAUCGGACAUUGGGCACGAGGUUGUCUACAACCUCGGUUUCCCUCCGGCCUCGGAUGUGAUUCCCCUCCUGAGGUCCCUCGAACAAGACAAGGAUUCGCUCGGCAUUGCGAGUCUCGGGAUCUCGGUCACCACGAUGGAAGACGUCUUCAUCAGGGUUGGAGAGCUGGCAGACAUGAGUUUGGACAACAGUAGCACUGCGUCGUCGAUGAACAAUGGCGACAUGAUCAGUGUGCUGUGGAAGAAAGUCGAAAAGCACUGCUUGUUUCUUGCAGACGACGCUUACCCCCGGUUCCAGCGCGUCCGCGGACGCCUCCCCCUCCUCCUCCAACAGACCGCCGCGCUCUUUGCCAAGCGCGCCAACGCCACCCGCCGCCAAUACUUCCUUCCCAUCCUCACCAUCCUCAUCCCCAUCGCCCUCUUCAUUGUCUACGCGCUUUUGGACAUCAAAGACGCACAGAUAAGCGACUCAAGCUCGUCUCGACUCGUCUACGACCUCGGGCCAUUUGCCGGCUCGACGGUUGGCUUUCUGGACACGGUCGAGCCGGUGGUGCGGCCGCUGACGACAUUGUACGAGCGCGCGAUGGCGGCGCAGAAGGUCGACGUGAAAGAAAACGUGGGAGACCCGAACGAGUUCCUUCUGGACAUUGCGAGGAAGAGCUUGUCGGAGUACGAGGGCAAGUACCUGGUCGGCGGAAGUGUGGAGGGCGUCACAAAGCUGGUAGCGUGGUACAACGGAGAGCCGCUUCAUUUGGGCGCCAUGUCUCUGAAUCUGGCGCACACGGCGGCGCUGAGGUACGUCACUGAAGAGGACGACGCCGUGGUCUCAGUCACCAAUUGGCCGCUCCCGGGGAAGCUGGGCUACCAGCUCUUUGCUGGCAUGUAUGACCAGACAUCUCGGAUCCUCUGCUCGGUGUUCGUGCCAACGGCGCUGGCGUUUCUGUCGUCCUCUUUCGUGCUGUUUCCGACGCACGAGCGCGUCACCAAGGCCAAGUUGCUGCAGCUGAUGGCCGGCGUUCCCGGCGUCCUCUUCUGGGGCACCACCUUUCUCUGGGACUUCCUCAUCUUUGCCAUCUGCAGCACUGCGAUCAUGGUGCCGCUCCUCGCCAUCAACCCCAACGGCAUCUUCCUGUCGAGCGCCGGGCUUGCAGGGGCCACCUACUUCCUGUUGCUUUUGUAUGGCUGGGCAGCCAUUCCCUUCAGCUACCUCUUCUCGUACGUGAAGAAAACGCCGUCGGCUGGCUACGCCCUGUUGACCACGAUCAACGUCAUUACCGGCGUGAUGCUGAGCAUCGUGAUAUCCGUAGUCUUCUUCCUGGGCAAGCUGAAGGUGUUUGGCAUCGACGAAGAGGCCCUGGCCAAGUCCAUGUGGGCCCUGAGGCUGGUGCCUGGGUUCUCGGUUACCUGGGGCUUCGCCAACAUCCAUGAGAUCGGCGGAGACCUCCGCAGGUGCUCCCAGAUCCCGGAGGCCAUGCUCAAAAGCUACUGCCCUAUGGCGGCGGUGUUCAACAUUGAAGUCUGCUGUCAACCUUGUCCGGAUGGACAUGGACACUGCUACGUGCCCCGGUCGGCGUUCAGCUUUUCCGAGUUUGGCGCUGGGAGGGAGAUGGCACUGCUCUUUAUUGUUGGGAUCUUCCUGUUUGCGCUGCUGGCCUUUUUUGAGUCCAACGUCUACGGCAUCUGGUACUCCAUCAAGUCCUGUCUUGGCAGGAAUGGCAGGGACAUCGGAAUCACGCAAAGAAACAUAGAAAUGGGGAAUGAAAGUGCGUCAGCGGUGGCGGAGGACACCGACGUGGCAAAAGAACGGGCGAUAGUCGAGGAACUGAUCAGGACCAGCCGUGCAGACGACGAAGCCCUGGUUGCCGUCAACCUGAAACGCUGUUUCAAGACGCUUCAGGCUGUCGACAACCUGACAUUCAGAGUCCACAAGAAUGAAUGCUUCGGUCUGCUCGGAGUCAACGGCGCCGGAAAGACGACGACCUUCAGGAUGCUCACUGGAGACCUGCCCAUGUCGUCCGGCAAUGCGUACAUUGGCUCUGCCGACCUGCAACAUCAACUGAAAAAGUUCCAGUCGAUGAUCGGCUACUGCCCGCAGUUUGACGCUCAAAUCGAUAAGCUGACCGGUCGAGAGACGCUCGAGAUGUUUGCCCUCAUCCGAGGGGUCCCGAGGCAGCACUUGUCCAACGUCGUCAACUACAUGAUUUCCCUGGCAGACCUCGAACAGCACGCGGACAAGCCAACCGAGGCCUACAGCGGGGGCAGCCGGAGGAAGCUUUCCAUAGCAAUGGCGCUCAUCGGCAAUCCUCCCGUGGUGUUCCUGGACGAGCCCACGGCAGGGGUGGAUCCCGCGGCGAGGAGGAAGAUCUGGCAGGGCCUGGACGACGUGCAGAAACUGAUGGGCGCCGCGGUCAUUCUCACCAGUCACAGCAUGGAGGAGUGCGAGGCACUCUGCCAGCGGAUAUCCAUCAUGGUGAACGGGUCGUUCCGCUGCAUGGGGUCCACCCAGCACCUCAAGUCCAAGUUUGGACAAGGGUUCACGGUGCUGGUGAAGCUGCGUCACGACCAGGCCGUCGCUGCCACUGCGUCGGCCGUUGCAGACGUUUGUAACGCCAUGGAGGAUGCUUUCGGCGGUUACUGUCAACUCCGAGAUUCUCACCAGACGCUGCUGCAUUUCCACGUGACGGACCUCAGCAUCAAGUGGAGCGACCUCUUCGAGACCAUGGAGGAAAUGAAGCAGCGUCUCCGGUUUGAAGACUACAUCGUCAGCGACACGACGCUGGAACAAAUUUUCCUGGCCUUUGCCCGGGCGCAGCGCGACGCAGAAGACAACUCCGGCACGAUGCGCGUCAGUGCCUGAGGUGCAAGGAAAGGCAUCGUCAGCCUGCUGUCGAACAAUCCUCAAGAGAGUUGGUGCAGCUUCCAUUGUGACAUUGUGUGUCUUAUGAGUUUGGUUGCCCCAUGGUGCCGCUUGCAAGCUCAACUGUCCCGCCUUGUGAACUGCCAGUGUUGCCGUCCGUGACAGCUGCUUCGUAGAACAAGGAAGAAUGCCCGAGAUAGGUAAUUUUCAAGGAAGAAACGGAACAUUGGGUUUUGUCGUUACUCGUAAGUUAUUUUCGUGGACCUCGAAUAAUAGGAUCAAAGUUUGGUGGCCUAGCCGCGACUACUUACGGUGGUGCGGGCACAAUGCAAUCUUGAGUGUUUACAACUGUCACAAGUUGAAACUUCCUUGGAGUAUGUUCAGUCUCUAGGUAACAUGCUAAGAGACAAUGUUAUGCAUUCCUUUAGUAAGGCAGUGUUAAUUGCUGUAUUUUGCACAACUGGAAGAAAUUAUGGGGGAAAGAUGUUCCCAGAAGAAAUAGUUUUUAUAAUGUACUUACCUCUUCAGUUCAGUACAGCGCCUGGUCCACGAUGAACAAACAACAAGUGAACUUCAGAGAUGUAAAGGUGUGGAGAUUUUAAGCAUUAGAACUUUGUGCUUCUUGGUUCGUUGUGACUGGCGUUCAUGGUAGGCGGUUGCAUAAGAAGCACUUCAGCGCCGCUUUGUUGCAGUGCUUUGUGUUGGGAAUUCCGGCCAAGUGAGACUCGAAUGCCUUUUAACUUUGUAUCAUAUAUACCAUGCAUAUAUAUUUAGUACUCUUUUUUUAAUGUAUUCUUAUUCAAAAAGUUAUUGUAUGAAUAUAUUAAAAUUAAUCUACAAUGAUUUUACAGUGCAAUCCACUUAUAACGAUAACAAGAAAAACUGAAAUUUUAAUUGUUAUAACCAAUUAUCGUUGUAUCUGGACUAGAAUCUGAUCAUUUCUAGACUUCAAACUCUAGAAACUGAUCGUUAUAAGCAAUACAUCGUUAUAUAUGGUAUCGUUAUAAAUGGAUCACACUGUAAAAGGUAACAGUCCAAAUUUACACCUAUGUCUAUUGAUGUUUUAUUAAACUCGCUGUAUAUUUUUACGGCGAGGUUCAUUAUUGUUCAGAUAAAUUCUGAAAUCUUCAGAGAUUAAGUACCGGUUUUGAUCAAGUUAACUGUGGUUCAAACUGCAUGAUGGGGUCAAAGAAUUGUAGUGCCUUGGCUGUCAAGUUUAAAGACACUACACUGCUUAAAUUUUUUUUUCAUUCAUUUUAGUUUUUGUUUUUAUUUAUUCUUUAAAAAAUAUGAAAGUAUGCACGUCAUGGAGAUUAAAAGGUUUCUUUGCAAGCCGGAAGGUGGGUUGUACUGAGACAGUUUGGCGGUAUGCUGUGACGUGUGUGCCAUGUCUCAUAUUUCCCAUUUCUAUAAGACUUUUUAUAACCUACUAGUCAUGUUAAACUUUCUUUUUAAUUGGUGUCUUUGUAUUCAUUGCUGAUACAUCUGUAUUUUGUCAUUGUUUCAAGGGGCAAUUGUGAUAUUUUCAGCCUCAUGCUUUGUGCUAAAGCGGUGGUGUAUUAGCGAGCAAUGUCGUCAUUAAAAAAAAUCAUGUUAAGGAUUAAA
This is a messenger RNA of Ixodes scapularis (black-legged tick), 6427 nucleotides long. Its product is annotated as phospholipid-transporting ATPase ABCA3. Gene Ontology annotation, biological process: transmembrane transport; lipid transport. NCBI's taxonomy places the organism in Eukaryota, Metazoa, Arthropoda, Arachnida, Ixodida, Ixodidae. Gene Ontology annotation, molecular function: ABC-type transporter activity; ATP hydrolysis activity; ATP binding. Gene Ontology annotation, cellular component: intracellular membrane-bounded organelle; membrane. The record is from RefSeq and is a predicted model, not a curated record.